AUGGCUUCAUCAUCAUCUUCUAUAAACUCUUCAAAUCAUUCUUCUACUAAAAUUCCUCCAUUUGAUGAAAACAAUUUUGCUAUGUGGAAAAUCAAAGCUUUGUAUGCUUUAGAAUCUCCUCUGAAAAACAAUGCUCCUGAUGGUGUUAUGAAGAAAACACCUAAAGAAAACUGGACAUCUGAUGACAAAAGAAAUAAUGGGCUUGAUGUUCGUGCUCGGGCAGCAAUUAGCUAUGCUUUUCCAUACAAUAUCUUUGGGCUGGUUCAAAACUGCAUAUCAGCAAAAGAAAUGAUGGACACACUAACUGUGUCUUUUGAAGGUACUGAGGAAGUCAAGGCUACCCAGAUAAAUGAUCUAAACAGAAGACAAGAUCAGUUAAAGCAUCGAACUGUUCUAGUGCAGAAUGAGAAAAUCAGCACAAUGGAUUUACAAAGUCUUUAUGGAAAUCUUCGAUACUAUGAGGAAUCAAAGCUCCAAAGAAAGGAGCUGAUGAAAGAUGCUCAGCAUGAGUCAUCAGUGGCACUGUUUUCAACCAAAAGCCAAGAAUCCGAGUCAGACACUGAAUCCUUUUCAAACACUGAUUCUACUAAAAGUGAUAUUGAUAGUCUGGAAAAGGUUGUUGCUAGUGCGGCGUUCAUUGUGAAGACUUUUGAGAAAUCAGGCCGUAAUUUCUCAAAGUUUCAGAAGAAGAUGAAAGGGAAAUCCUUCAAAAGGUCAGAUGCUGACAAGAAACCUGCUACUGAAAAGAAAGGGAAAGCUCAGUGCUUUAACUGUGGUAGCACUGACUAUUUUGCAAAAGAAUGCAAGCAAAGAACCCAAAGCUCGGACGAAUACUGGAAGCAGAAGUACAACAAAUUGGUUGAAAAGCUGAAAGCAGAGAACUUGGAACAUAAAGAAAAUUUUAGAAUCACUAGUUUGUCAAACUCAUCUUUGUCUGCUAAAAUUGAUAAUGUUAAAGAUCUCUUGAACAAAGAACACACUAGUCUAAUUGAUGAAUAUUGUGUUAUUGAUUCUAAUGGUGUCACUAAGUGUGAUAUUGAAAUUACCGGAAUUGAUCCUACCUCUUACCCUGCCCAUCUUAUACUGAUGUCAGCUCCUCAUCUAUCACUGGUCAUAAUUUAUCUGACACUGAAUUCAGUCAUAAUUCAAUGA
This is a messenger RNA of Lactuca sativa (garden lettuce), 1152 nucleotides long. Lineage: Eukaryota; Viridiplantae; Streptophyta; Magnoliopsida; Asterales; Asteraceae. The record is from RefSeq and is a predicted model, not a curated record.